UGUAUUGGCGCGUAAGAACAUGCGAGUUCGUUGCGAAUGAUUUAAAACAUAUAGUGCGGGCAAUAUGGAAGCUAAAAAAAUGGCAUCUUCGGAGAAUCAGAUGAAAUAUAAACAUCUUCCCCCUGACGGGGGAUGGGGCUAUGCUGUUGCCGUUGCCUCAACAGUGAUUUUUGUAGUAACCAUUAUUCCAAUGGCUGCAUUUGGUUUAAUAUUUGGAAAUUUUUUGUCAUCCGUGGGGGACGAAACAACUGGGACAACAUUGGCGAACGGGAUUUUCAAUACCGUCAGCUCGUUUAUGGGAUUAAUCGUGAAUGUGCUUUUGAACAUGUAUUCGUUUAGAAAAGUAGCAUUUGCUGGUUCGCUAAUAUUUUCUCUUGGUACUAUUGGAGUUAUCUUUUGUACUAAUAUGGCACAAUUCAUAAUUUCCUUUGGAGUUAUUGAAGGUAUCGGUUUCGGCCUACUGAUGCCAGCAGCUUUUUCAGCAUUGAAUUCCUAUUUUGACAAAAAAAUGGCAUUGGUGAUGAGUGUCUCGCAAGCGAUAAUGGUAGCCGGAAAUAUGUUCAUGCCAAUUUUAGCCGCCUACUUUAUCAACAUCUUAGGUUUUAGAGGAACUUUGAUAGUCAUAGCUGUUUUAAGCUUGUGCAGUUUUCCUUGUGCGGUCGUGCUUCAACCAGUGCAAUGGCACUGCAAAAAGGUUGCCAUAGAAGAUGAAAUUGUGCUCGACGUAGAUAUUCAUUCCCGGGGAAAGACAAGGUCAUUAGGAGAAGACGUGCUAAAGUCUCAGAUCGAACCGCUGAUGCAUCAGAACGAGCAGUAUAAACACUUAGGUGCCAGCCGCAGAUCGCUUCACCACAAAGUACUCGAGAACAACUUCAUUCCGCCAAAACCAAGAUCUUUAAUUAUAGGGCUUGGUGAUCGCGUAGCCUCAGUCACAACCAUACACGACUUUGAAGAUAGCUACGAAACAACCUCGUUUUGGAAGACUUUCGCCGCGUCAAUGGAUAUGUCUUUAUUAAAAGACCUUCAAUAUGUUAACGUGAGCCUCGGUUUAGCCCUUUGUUUCACAGCGGAUGUCGCAUUUUUUCCGAUUAUACCUUUAAUUUUGGGUCACAUCGGACUUAGUUCCAGAGAAAUAGCGUUUAUGAUGUUUACCUACUUUGCAUCUGACUUGCUUUCUCGAAUUUUGCUUUCUGUUGCAUCUGGGAUUGUAAGAUUUAAGAGCAGAUAUUUGGUUUUAGGAGGAGCAGCGUUAAGUGCAAUAUUUAGGUUUACAUUCGUGUGCAAUGACACCUAUCUGUGGAAAAUAUCGCUCCUUGCCGUUUUGGGCUUCCUACGUUGCUUCAUUCAGACUCCUUUGCCGUUGGUUUUAUCAGAGGAAUAUCCAGAAAAUUUUGCAACCGCCUUCUCUCUCUAUAUGGCCGUGAACGGUGCAGUGAGUUUGAUAUGCGGACCUGUUAUGAGUGCUGUGAAGUCCUUUACCGGCAGCGAUGUUAUGGUUUGCAAUAUCUUGACCGCAUUAUACGCAAUAUGUGUUGUCGCAUGGGUAAUCGAAUUUGUAUGCAGAAGGGGAAAAACUGAUAGUAAAUUAAGUAAUGUAAUUAGAAACUAGCGAACGAUUUAUAUAUAUUUAUAUAUGUGU
Messenger RNA from Cylas formicarius (sweet potato weevil), 1639 nucleotides. RefSeq names its product monocarboxylate transporter 7-like. The record is from RefSeq and is a predicted model, not a curated record. The coding region runs from base 65 to 1609 and encodes 514 amino acids. The transcript is spliced from 8 exons. NCBI's taxonomy places the organism in Eukaryota, Metazoa, Arthropoda, Insecta, Coleoptera, Brentidae. Gene Ontology annotation, molecular function: monocarboxylic acid transmembrane transporter activity. Gene Ontology annotation, biological process: monocarboxylic acid transport; transmembrane transport.